Messenger RNA from Trachymyrmex cornetzi, 1158 nucleotides. Its product is annotated as coiled-coil domain-containing protein 113. NCBI's taxonomy places the organism in Eukaryota, Metazoa, Arthropoda, Insecta, Hymenoptera, Formicidae. Gene Ontology annotation, cellular component: ciliary basal body; axoneme. The record is from RefSeq and is a predicted model, not a curated record. The transcript is spliced from 7 exons. Bases 49 to 1158 code for a protein of 369 amino acids. Gene Ontology annotation, biological process: cilium assembly.
UCUUUAGUUUUAACUCCUAAACAAGAUGAAUUCUGUUAUUAUGAAGAUAUGACGGAAACGGAAUUACGACAAGUACUUGAAAAUGUUAUUUAUUCGAAUCUAUUCCUGAGGUUAGAAAAUGACAUUUUUGAACGGUACCUUGCGCGUCGAAAUCCUGAAAGUGUUCAAACAAUAGCGCAAAUCUUAGAAACCACUAAACGCGUACAAAAAAUCGCACCUCAACACAGUCGCACAUCACCCGUUAUGAGCGCAAGCGGAAGUCUUGUGAAUGUUUGCGACAAAGAUUCAGCGAGCGUCUCCAGCGUCACGCCAAGUCGACACGUCACGCCGAGUCUUUUAACAGCCACAGUACCAAGUGGAGGAACAAAAAUUACAUAUAUGGAUCGUAUCGAAAUGGUACACACCGAAAUCCGGGAAUUACAAAAAAAACUAGAAAAAACCGAACAAACGUCUACAAAGAAAAAGAUAUAUUUGCGAGCACGAAUGGAAGAAAAUCAGAUCAGCAUUCGUGAAAUUUUUAAGAAUAGGGAAGAAUUUGAAGAAAAUGUUGUACAGAAAGGCAUAGAUAGCAUUACGGGGAAAAUACCGGCUGAAAAAUUUAUCAGAUUUAUAGAAGAUUCCUUGAAAGUAGUCGACAUAAUAACAGAACAAAUCAGAUUGAAGAUGGCUACCAUAAAGUGUCAGAUAAGAAAAGUCAAGUUACAGCUGAGGCAUAGAAAAGAACUGGGCGAGGCUUUACGCGUCAUAGACUUCGAACAAUUGAACAUAGAAAAUCAAAUUUGCGUACAAAAAAUCGACGAGAAAAAUCAGUAUUUGCUCGAAAUGAAGAGAAUCGCGGGCCGUUAUAACAUUACAUUAAGCAAACAUAAGAAAAAAGUGGAUGGCCUAAUGUUAAUUAUGAAUCAAGUGAGAAACAAAAUUGUUUCCAAGAAACAAGAGAUUGUAAAAUUGCAAUCAGAACAAAUUGCUACAAAAAUUGAAAUAGAUAAAGAGGAAAAACAACUUAAAUCGAUAAUGGAAUUAAUAAAUAACUUUGAGGUUCCGAGUGUUAUAGAUUCUAUUAAAUUGCGUAUAAAGCUACAAGAAUUACAAAAAAUCCAUAAGCGACUAAGCAGACGACGAGAAAUUCAACGAAUAACACUCAAGUCUCGGAAAUAA